GCGAGCGAGAAAGAAAGAGAGAGAGAGAGGGAGAGGGAGAGAGAGAGCGGCGGUGCAUGCCUCAUGAAUGAGUCCCCCUCCACCGCGCCGCAGGUCGGACCCUUCAUCCGCCUGCACCCUGAUGCCCGUGUGGGUGCGCAGACUGGCGGGGAGCAGUCCAGCUGAUGAGCCCGGACGGUAAACACUUCCCGUCAGUACUGAGCUUACAUGACCGUCUCAUCCCAUCAGGAACAACGCGACAGGAUAAGCAACGAUGCUUGACGGACUCCGGCGGAGGCAUGCCUCCCGGCCAUCCCCCCGACCCCUGUCCCUCAACUUCAGCACCUUCUCCGCCCCUCCCCCGAGCCCGGACAUGGAUGGCAGCAGCGAGCAUCCAAUCAGGAGGACUCUGCACCGGCUGAAGUUGAUGAGCUCCCCCAGCCUCAGUGAGCUCGGGAAGAGUGAGAAAAGUUCACCAGAGGACAGAGGGGAGAAGCAGAAGAGGGCAGGAGCCAACGCCACCUGGAACAGCAUCCACAACGCUGUCAUAGCAGUCUUCCAGAAGAAAGGUUUGGCAGACAACGAACUCUACACCCUCAAUGAAGGUGUCCGACAUCUGUUGAAGACUGAGCUGGGGUCCUUCUUCACCGAAUACCUCCAGAACCAGUUGUUGACAAAAGGCAUGGUCAUCCUUCGGGACAAGAUAAGGUUCUAUGAAGGUCAGAAGUUACUCGACUCUCUGGCAGAGACGUGGGACUUCUUCUUCUGUGAUGUUCUCUCGAUGCUGCAGGCCAUCUUUCAUCCAGUUCAGGGCAAGGAGCCCUCUGUCCGACAGCUAGCUCUGCUUCACUUCAGAAACACCAUAGUCCUGAGUGUGAAGUUAGAGGACGCCCUGUCUCGACCUCGGGCCCGUGUGCCCCCCUCAGUCACACAGAUGCUGCUUAUUCUACAGGGGGUCCAUGAGUCACGUGGUGUGAAUGAGGACUACCUGAGGCUGGAGUCUCUGGUUCAGAAGGUGGUCUCACCGUACCUGGGCACCCACGGGCUUUACUCUGGAGACGGUGCAGAGGCCCACUGCUGUGUCCUGGAGAAGCGUUUACCGUGGGGCUGGCCCAAGCCUGCAGAUCAACCGUCUAAGAACCCUGUGGUACGAUCCAAGAGCUACAAUAUCCCUCUCCUGCUGACCCCGGUGGCUGAGUAUGACCCAGAUGCCAGCUCUGUGGGCAGUGGAGGAAUUAGACGCCACUCAGCCUGUGAGAUUAUAUCAUGCUUGGAGGAACAAGGACUGGCCUAUGCUGACCUGGCCCCAGGAUCUGAACUGUCUGGCCCCUCCUCCAACAGGCUUUGUGUGGGCUCUCAGUUCAAUGGUAUUGUACAAGCGGGAGCCAGUGCCAUGGACUUGCCUCUGUCGUCUCCCUCCAUCCUUCCCCUUCAUUCUUCAGGAGCUCUCCACGGCACCGAGGCCACAACAACAAUGACUGAUCUCAGCAAGGGUGCAUCCUCCACGCCGCCCAGCGAAUCAUCCAGCCCUGAAACCAUAAUUGGACAAGUGCUAGAGUCUGCAGACUCAGACUCAGAUGGGAUAUUUAUUGAUUUCCCUUCUCACUCGUCGGAGGCUAUGGGGUACAGCCGCGACAGCAGGCAGAGCACUGUGUAGCUGUGGUUGCCUUUAGGAUCGCACCCGGCCUCCCUUCACCCCACCCCACCCCCAUCAGUGUGUACAUUCAUAAUCUGGGACACGGAUUAAAGAAAUCUUAAAAGUACAUUUCAUUAAAUGGGUACCAUCCUCCUCUCUCACUGUAGUACGAUGAGUUUCCAUGACGACUCCAUUCCAAGGGCUUUCACUGGUGAGGGAAAACCUUGCAACUCUAACUUUUUAAAAACUGUGGAAAACACUCUUGACCAACAAAUACUGAAAAUGCUUUAAAGACAUAGUAACAGCCACACCAUUAUAUUAGCUGACAUGUUCUUUCAUCACCAUGAACAUGGGCACUGCAGUUAAUUUUAAGUCGAUGUACCACACGCCAACCUGCUGCUAUAAAAAUUUAAUUACACACAAAAUGUGUAUUAAUUCUUAAAAUAGUCUCUAAUAAAUGCAUUAAUUACUCAUAUUUGGUUUCAUUUCAUAAAAACUGCAGUGUCCAGUGCUUUCAGUAAAUUAUUUAGCCUAAAAAAAAAAAAGAACAAUAUACAUCUUCCACAGAAGCAGAUGGGUGUUGGGCUGAGAUCCACAGACAGGCUGGAUAAGUAGUGAGAGUCUAAUCAUGCACUCCGAGUUUUGGUCUUUGCUGGCAAUCACAAAAAUACAGAAUAUCACUGACAUUAUCCUGUAGCCUAUAGCAGGGCACAUACUGUAAUCGCUAAACUCACAAAAACUACCAAAAGUUACAAGGUUUUCACACAACAGCAUUUCCUUAUCUCUUCUGAGGAGAUGGUUUUUAAAGCUGCCAUUUAAAUGGAAGAUGAAAUUUAACAUAUUUAUCAUGGGUUUGUGUUGUAUUUGUGUAUUUAUAAUCUCACCAGAGUUUUUCAUUCUCUGUUUACGCUCUGUUGUCUGCCGACUGGCAGUAACACGGUAACGAGGUCUUCUGCUCUCACUUUUGUACGACAUCUUAUGAAAAUGUGGACUGUUAAAUAAUUUUUAUCGUCAGUGGCACUCAUAGACAUCUAAUGCAAAAUUCUCUUCUUAGAGCAAACAUCAGUGUGACAGCAUUUGCUUCUCUGUAUUAGCUUUGUACAGCAGGAGUUUGAGAAAUACGCCGAUGUUUAUUGUUUACAUUUGACAAAGACAUGAAUAUUUUGACUGAAUGUUGUCUCACACACUGUAUUUUGCACCACUACUACCUUGUAAAUAAAAGUGCAUAGUUGGUUUUUA
Molecule: messenger RNA, 2854 nt
Organism: Lates calcarifer (barramundi perch)
Lineage: Eukaryota; Metazoa; Chordata; Actinopteri; Centropomidae
Gene: prr5a
Product: proline rich 5a (renal)
Exons: 11
Coding region: 254-1636 (460 amino acids)
Biological process (GO): TORC2 signaling
Cellular component (GO): TORC2 complex
Source: RefSeq, a predicted model, not a curated record